Messenger RNA from Toxotes jaculatrix (banded archerfish), 3477 nucleotides. RefSeq names its product membrane-associated ring finger (C3HC4) 8 (gene marchf8). Gene Ontology annotation, cellular component: cytoplasm; lysosome; late endosome membrane. Gene Ontology annotation, biological process: immune response; protein polyubiquitination; antigen processing and presentation of peptide antigen via MHC class II. The record is from RefSeq and is a predicted model, not a curated record. Lineage: Eukaryota; Metazoa; Chordata; Actinopteri; Toxotidae. The coding region runs from base 400 to 1263 and encodes 287 amino acids. Gene Ontology annotation, molecular function: MHC protein binding; zinc ion binding; ubiquitin protein ligase activity. The transcript is spliced from 8 exons.
GUCUUGUUUUUGUGUGUCUGUCUGUAGGGAUAUGGACCGACAUUUGGUCCGGUGCAGCUAUGCGUCCGUGAGUCUCCUGUGUCUCGGCGGCGCCUCUCGCUUUAUUAAAUCCAACCGGAGGCGGCUGACAGUCGGUCGGACGGACGGACAGACUGGCUGACGUGCGUCUGGACUGUGCUGGGAUGUGAUAAUGUGAGAAUUUGCGUUUUUGUUUUGUUUUGUUUUUUUUUUUAUUAAUUUCCGGCCGUAUAAACCGACAGUGGAUUCAAAGCGACAGCAGCAUGCAGUUGUUUUAAAGAGCGGUGCAGGCAAGGUGUCGCAGUUCAGACCAUCAUGCCCUUUGCUCUGGCAGCGGGACAGGAAGUGCGUGUGUGAGCGUCCCUGGUUGGCUCUGCUGGGAUGAACAUGCCACUGCACCAAAUCUCUGUCAUCCCCCGUGAUGUCACCUCAUCGCGGGUGUCAGGGAGUGGGAAAGCUAAGGACAAGGACAAGCAGAAUGAAAAGCCUCUGGGUCAUUCUGCAAGCAGGUCCAGCAAUAUAUCAAAGGCAGGGAGCCCGACUUCCGUCAAUGCUCCAUGCAGUUUCUCGAGGACGUCAGUUUCCCCCUCCAGCCAAGACAUCUGCAGGAUUUGUCACUGUGAAGGGGAUGAUGAGAGUCCUCUGAUCACACCAUGCCACUGCACAGGAAGCCUGCGCUUCGUCCACCAGGCCUGUCUACAGCAGUGGAUCAAGAGCUCCGACACUCGCUGCUGCGAGCUCUGUAAAUAUGAGUUCAUCAUGGAGACCAAGCUCAAACCACUGCGCAAGUGGGAGAAGCUACAGAUGACGCCAAGCGAGAGAAGGAAGAUCAUGUGUUCGGUCACCUUCCAUGUCAUCGCCAUCACUUGCGUGGUGUGGUCACUCUACGUUCUCAUCGACAGAACAGCAGAGGAAAUCAAACAAGCCGGAAGAAUCCCAGGGAUCUUGGAAUGGCCUUUCUGGACCAAGCUUGUGGUAGUGGCCAUCGGCUUUACAGGUGGACUGGUGUUCAUGUAUGUCCAGUGCAAAGUCUACAUCCAUCUAUGGAGGAGACUCAAGGCUUACAACCGGGUUAUAUACGUCCAAAACCGGCCAGACACGUGUAAAAAGCUGGCGCUGGAGAAGCCACCUCUCAUGGAGCCGAGUCUGGAGAACAAAGAGGCUCUGGCCCCCACCCAGUCGGACACAAACUCCUCCCAGUACACAGAGACAGAGGACUACAGUAUGGAGGUGCUCCAUGUCUGACCACUCAGUCGAUGCCAUUGGUUGUCCUACUCAGACCACAUACACAAACAGGCCCACAGUGACUGAGGAACGACCAGACACUCCCCGUCCUCGGAUCCAGGACUGACCCACUGUCCUCUUCUGGUCAUCUUAUGUUUCCAAAACUCCAUCCACAGAGACAGACGAACCAUGACUAUCUUCUUCUAUCCACAGCCCUCCUAUCAGACCUUCCUCCAUCCACCUGCACCCUCAGUCCACACUCUCGCCUCUUUCCUUUCACAGGACUGGAGUGUUUUUACUGACUUCUGUAAAUGUCUGAAGAGGCCUGGCGUAUACCACUCUACACACACACACACACACACACACACACACACACACACACACACACACACACACACACACACACUUGUAUGUACACCUCUGGGAGAGCAGGACUGAGACAAAUAGACUCAUAAACGGCUCUGGAGGUUUACACAUCUCUGAUGCGUGGUUUGUUUGCUUGUGGGUUUGUUAGAUUUGUUCAUUUUUACCUCCUGUGAGUCUCGGGCUAACCCUCUGUGGAUCAGUAUGUAGCGCCGCGCAUCGGAUCUCUGGAACAUUCCAGCCACUGCCAUCUUUGUUGCUGUGGUCUGUCAAGUCCACUCUGGUCUGGAUCCGACCAGGCCUUCAUCUGGACAUGCAUCGAAGCACUUUUGUUUUUUAGGUUCCUUCCUCUCUAGCUCCUAUUUUUUUUUUCUUUAUUAUGAAUUAACUCUUAUAUGUUGUACAUGGGAGAGAGCACAUUCAAACAAACUUGGAAAUAUUGGUUUCCUGUUUUAUUUGACAUUGCAUUUCUUUGUACGCACAUAUACUUAUAUAUAUGUAAACCCUCCCAUGGAUGACAAAAAAGGAAUUGAGGUUAAAAAAUGGAACCACGCUGAAAGAAACAAAUGUUUUAGUCAAAACACAAAAAUGGGUUUUGACUAUGACACGUCAGUCUCAUAGCUCUAUAGCAGAUCAUGGAAAUUCCAGCCACUUGACUUCUCUACCCCAACAUGAACUUUCUGAAGGCUUUGAGAAUGUAAACUUUUUUAAAAAUGAUUAAAAAAUAAAUAAAAUAUUAAAAAAACAACAACAACAACAACAACAUUUUUUUACUGGUCACAGGAAAUUGUGAGAUAAUUUCCAUGCCCUUAACGAGAGCCUUUGGGCAUAAACAACGUUGCUCAUGUUUUUCUAUCAUACAAAUGACACAGUAUUUACAGUGUGAUAAUCCAUGUGCAGUUUUCAAUAUGUUGAUUUGUUUGCUUAGUCGUGGGAUAUGCCUUGAGAAAUCUGCAGCUGCCUGUUUUCAGUCUGUCCUCCUGUCGCUCCCACAGUGUAGGCUGAUCCCAAAUAGAUAGUUUGGAUUAAAAAACAGGCAGACUUUUGACUGCUCAAAGUCAAAAAAGUCAAAAGUUUUCAGCUACUGUUCGUUCCGCAGGUCAGGACCCACACAUUUACAGUCCAGCUCUUCUGUUAUGUCAACACACUUCUCCCACGGAGUAAUAAGGUGCAAGAUCUGAUUUUUCAACAUGACAUUUAGGAUCAUUACCGAGCAUUUCGCAUGAGCAGAAAUCUCAGUUUCAGUGAAAGUGUCUUCUUUCCUGUUGCUGUAGUCUCUCACAUGGUGGAGGAUGUCUAUUUUGGUAUUAAUCACAAGACAACCAGCAUGUUCCUGCUCAUUUGAUUGAGUGGUUUUCUCAUGUCUGGCCUUAUGUGGUUCAAAUGAGGCAAGCUGUUCCAACACUUCUUUUUUUUUUUUUCAAACUUCUCAACAUAAGCACUGCUUUAUGCAUUAUUCCAGCAUUUUUUGUGUCAGUGUUUUCACCGUAGGUCAUUACAUUCAUCAACAAACAGGUUAUUUGUUUUGCAGUAAACUGCAACGUUAUGUCCAUAUGUUUGCUACCUAUGACAGCUUCAUAAUAAGCCUCAGCACUCCUUGUUGAGCCGACUGGAGGGCCACCUGCUGGUGUGAAGCUGAAGGUGCAGUCUGAGGAAGGCAGCAGCUGAUUUCUGAGGGCGUUGCGUUUUGGGGCUUACAGUCAUUGUAAGUGCUUUUGUGUAUGUGGGAGCACAGAGGUGCCAGGCUCAUGUUGAGCUUCACAGCCAUUCCAGCAACACACACAUUUAAAAAAAAAAAAAAAAAAAAAAAAAAAAAAGAACUGUCUUUGAUACCAGUACACUGUCUGUGAACAACGAUGGUCCAACUACAUA